AUGUCCCAAAUUGAUAUACAAACCGAAUCCCAUCCCCAACAACAGCAGCAAGAAGAAGAAUACGAUGAUGAGGAGUUUUCUGGUCCAAUGCCCAUCUCUAAGCUUGAAGGAAAUGGAAUCACUCCCGGUGAUAUCAAAAAACUAAUGGAAGCAGGUUAUCAUACCGUCGAAUCUAUUGCUUACACUCCUAAAAAAGCCCUUCUCCAAGUUAAAGGUAUUUCCGAAAACAAAGGCGACAAGCUUCUUGCCGCUGCUGCCCAAUUUGUCCCGAUGGGGUUUACCACGGCAACGGAUUUUCAUAAACGUCGUUCAGAACUUAUUUGUCUCACCACCGGCUCAAAACAACUCGAUACCCUUCUUGGUGGUGGGAUUGAAACCGGUUCGAUUACCGAAGUUUUUGGAGAAUUCCGUACUGGGAAAUCGCAACUAUGUCAUACUUUGGCGGUGACUUGCCAACUCCCAAUAGAUAUGGGUGGCGGGGAAGGUAAAUGUCUUUAUAUCGAUACCGAAGGAACUUUUCGUCCCAUUCGUCUUGUUUCAAUUGCUCGUCGUUACGGUUUAAACGAAGAAGACGCUCUCGACAAUGUGGCGUAUGCUAGAGCUUACAAUGCUGAUCAUCAACUACAGCUUCUUACGCAAGCGGCGCAAAUGAUGACCGAAUCCCGGUUCUCUUUACUCAUUGUCGACUCAAUCAUGGCAUUGUAUCGUACUGAUUAUUCUGGUCGUGGUGAAUUAAGCGCUCGUCAAAUGCAUGUUGCUAAAUAUAUGAGAGCCCUUCAAAGAUUGGCUGAUGAGUUUGGAAUCGCCGUGGUCAUCACCAAUCAAGUGGUAGCCCAGGUAGAUGGAGGAAUGUCAUUUAAUCCCGAUCCAAAGAAACCUAUUGGUGGUAAUAUUUUGGCACAUGCGUCGACUACAAGAUUGUCAUUGAAAAAAGGCAGAGGUGAACAGAGAAUUUGCAAAAUUUAUGAUAGUCCUUGUUUGCCAGAAAGUGAAUGUGUUUUUGCGAUUUACGAAGAUGGGAUUGCAGACCCAAGAGAAGAAGGUGACGAUUGA
Messenger RNA from Saccharomycopsis crataegensis, 1053 nucleotides. It is a transcript of the gene RAD51, whose product is annotated as recombinase RAD51. The transcript has 3 exons. Gene Ontology annotation, biological process: DNA strand invasion; double-strand break repair via homologous recombination; chromosome organization involved in meiotic cell cycle. Gene Ontology annotation, cellular component: condensed nuclear chromosome. The coding region runs from base 1 to 1053 and encodes 350 amino acids. The record is from RefSeq and is a predicted model, not a curated record. NCBI's taxonomy places the organism in Eukaryota, Fungi, Ascomycota, Saccharomycetes, Ascoideales, Saccharomycopsidaceae. Gene Ontology annotation, molecular function: single-stranded DNA binding; ATP binding; DNA strand exchange activity.